CGAUCCGUAGCGUAGCCUAGAAUUUGCUGGGCUAUCAGUUUACGUUGUUUUUUUCGACCAGAAUUAUGACAGAAUGAACACGGAGGUAAAGAGUUGCUACAUAUGCAACGAUACGAAUUCAAAUUUAGUUAUUUUUUUACCCAACAAUAAACCAAUUUUUGUUGGCCGAAAUGUUGAUACAAAAAUAACGGAUACAAAGUGCUCGAGGAAUCAAGUUCGUUUGUGUGCAAGUUAUGCAGAUAAAUGUGUAACCGUGUGCCAAACUGGUGCUCGGCCCUGUGGCUUCAAUGGCUGUAAAACGAAAAAGGAUGAAAAAUACAUGGGAAAACAUGGGGAUAUCAUUCAAAUACUUCAUGGCAAAUAUCCUUACAGGAUAGAAUUCAAUCCUCCCCCUUCCGAAGAUCGGCGGGAGUCUAUAAAUCGCAAAAAACGUGUUUGUACCGAUUCCGAGGACGAGAGCCAGGAGUUCAAAGCAAACAAGAAACCGAAAGCCAAUUAUUGUGAGGCUAAAAUGUCCAGGGAAGACUUUAAAAACACUGAUGAUGAUGAUGUCGACGAGGGAACGUCGCGAAAGAUCCUUGAAAAAGUGAGGGCGAGAGCCCAGAGCCCAUUGCCAAGUGGAUCCAAGACUGAUGAUAUUGAUUAUGGAUUAUCCAGUAAAAUCCAUAAAGAGACUUGGGAAGAUAUCGACAAACAGGCAUUAAUGGUUUUUACGGCUGAGGGGGUGCAAUCGAAAUCGAAAAUCGCAGCCUAUGACAUGGAUGGAACGUUGAUCACCACGCAGUCAGGACUGGUCUUCCCCAAAGACCUCAAUGACUGGAAAAUUCUGUUCCCAGGGAUACCUGGCAAGCUGAAGGAGUUGCAUGCUGAUGGAUACAAAAUUGUUAUUUUUACAAACCAGGGAGGAUUGGGACUGGGGAAAUCGAAACCGAAUGAUUUUAAACAAAAGAUUGAGAGAGUUGUGAAAAGACUGGGAGUCCCGAUUCAGGUAUUUAUUGCAACAGCAAGAGACUCUUAUAGAAAACCAGUGACUGGGAUGUGGGAUAGAUGCGUUAAAUUUAACAACGAUGGAAUACCCAUUGAUAAAAAAGAAUGCUUUUUCGUGGGAGAUGCAGCAGGAAGACCAAAAGACUGGGCUCCAAAAAAGAAAAAGGAUCACUCUCUGGCGGAUCGACUAUUCGCCUUAAACGUUGGCCUCAAGUUUUAUACACCUGAGGAACAUUUCCUAGGGCACAAGCCUGUACAAUACAAUCUGCCUGUGUUCGACCCAAAAGUAUUGAAUGACAGUAUUGAUGUCUCUGACCCACCUAGAGCACAAUUGUCCUCCAAAGAGCAAGAAGUGAUUGUCAUGGUAGGUGCACCAGGAACAGGAAAAACACAUGUUGCUCGAAAUUAUUUGAAGGAUUAUCAUCACAUCAACCGAGACAAAUUGGGGAGUUGGCAGAAAUGUGUGGCAGAAAUGGAAAAAAUUCUGUCACAAGGAAGGAGUGUCGUUAUUGAUAACACAAAUCCAGAUCCAGUGUCAAGACAACGAUUUCUUGGCGCGGCGAAAUCCAGAAACAUUCCAGUCAGAUGUUUUCUCAUGAAAACUCCCAUCGAACAUGCGAAACACAACAACAGAUUUAGGGAAUUGACGGAUCCCAGCCACAUGGUUGUCAGCGAAAUAAUUAUAAAUUCAUAUGUUGACACCCACUCUACCCUCGUCUGGCGUUGCACCAGAUUUGUUAAGCUACUGUUGCUCCUGUGUCUCCGAUUCCUCUGCGUACUGACUCUCUACACGUAUGUGAAACCUUACAGGAAAAAUUUUGUGGAACCGAGCAUGGACGAGGGCUUCUCGGAAAUCGUCAAGAUCAAUUUUGUACCGAAAUUCCAGACUGAGAGAGAACGAGAGCUUUACACAAUGUAUCUUCUUGAGAAAUAAUGUUGAAGAAUGAAUAUGGGUCCCUUUUAUACACACGAGUGUACUUAUUUUCAUACAGCAGAAUUAAUAAAAUUCUUACUAAUGGAAAUUACUGCAAACAUUUUUUUUUUGAAAAUUCAACCUAAAAUGUCAGUUGUGGAGUUCUCCAGUUUCAGUGUUUAAUAAUUCUCUGAUAAAUAUCCCAGAAAUUAAGAGAACCAAGCUAAUUGGUGAUUCGGUUUGUAGAGCAAGAAAGAAUCUACAGGAGAAGUUUGUUUGAAUGCAGCAAAUUAUUCAUAACUAAAUAUUAGAGGCUUCAUGGAAAAUAUAGAGUGAUUUGGGACUCUUCUACACUCCGAUCCAUUUAAUUUAAAGCAAUUUUUUUUCUAACAGGGGUGAUGGUAUUUAAUUGUAGAUAUUCCCUAUCGAUUUUUUUUCUGGUUUUAAUUAAGACAGAAACCGCUCGAAAUCUUGUAAAUCUAGUAAAAUCGCAUGAAAUCGUGGAAUUGGAAACUAAUGACUCCUAUUCGAAUGUUCUACCGAAAAAGAAGUUAUUUUAUUCCUUUAAAGACUGGAAAGUGCGACCUAAUCAAGCGACUAAAAUAUCGUUUGUUACACGAGAGUAAAGUACUUUCUGACUUAUGUGAUUAUCACUCACAUGAGUUAGAAAAUACUUUUUCCCCUAGAAGUACAAUAUACAAUUUUCAACUAAUCUCUGGUGUGUCAUGAAAUAAAAAUUGCAAGAGGUUUUUAAAUGAAUUCCCCCAUGGAAUAGGUGCAAUCACACAUUUGAAAUCAAUUGAAAUCGCAAAAUCAGUGAAAAACUUCCAUGAACUCGGCAAUCACUGUGUCACCAGAUUUCCAACUGAAAUGUUCCAUGGGUUUUGAGCUUUUCCAUUAAUUUAUUGACUAUUGCAUAUUUCUGUACCGAAG
Messenger RNA from Diachasmimorpha longicaudata, 2833 nucleotides. RefSeq lists its product as uncharacterized. Lineage: Eukaryota; Metazoa; Arthropoda; Insecta; Hymenoptera; Braconidae. Gene Ontology annotation, biological process: DNA repair. Gene Ontology annotation, molecular function: ATP-dependent polydeoxyribonucleotide 5'-hydroxyl-kinase activity; polynucleotide 3'-phosphatase activity; double-stranded DNA binding. The transcript is spliced from 7 exons. Bases 74 to 1921 code for a protein of 615 amino acids. The record is from RefSeq and is a predicted model, not a curated record.